AUGGGUACAGGUCCUCUACAAUUAAAGCUCUCCAGUGAAACUCCAGUAGACACCUUGCAGUUUAGAGAGUCAGAAAGUUCAAGCUCAACAGCUGAUGCAUAUUCAGAGGAAACAGCUAAUUUGGAAAAAGGAAAAUCAACAUUAAACAAAGUCUUGGAGUCUUUUUGUUCAUAUCACUGGCGACAGACUUUGGCUAUGUUAAAAUUUUUAAUACAAGACGAAAAUGUUCCUAUAGUUUGCAGUUGCAAGCAAACACAUUUGGUCCACUCUGACACUACCAGUUCCCUUACUGAAGAGGAUGUUUACGUUUCAUUCUGCAAUUGCAGUGGACAUAUGCUGACAAAAAGGUGCUGUUUACAAAAUCAAAGACCAAACAGUUGUUUACCACCUCUGUCUGUUUGUAUUAAAGAUUUCCAUUCUUUGUCAUGCCAAGCUGUAGCGAUUGGAUGUAUUAAGACAGUGGUGAACCAAGCAUGUAGUUCUCAUAAGUAUUGUGCUGAACAAUUGCAAAAUUCUAACAGGCAUUCUGUGAAAGCAGCAACAUGUACAUACUCAACUAAGGACUGUGAUCUCCUGAGCAGCAUUAAAAAUUCAAAUAGAUCUCGCAGCCCAUCACCGCCUCCACUAUCACCUGUACAGAGUAAAGAAUUUGAAUCAUCAGAAGCAUCAGUUAUAGAUUUUCCGGCUUUAGACAAUAACAAGCUUGAAAUAUCCAUCAACCAGCCUCCAUCCCUCUUGCCAGCUGAAGGAAGCAGAGGAGAAAUUGAAUAUGAGGGUAAAACAUGCAGAGGAAAAGAGAUCAAAUAUUCAGAUGGAACGUUGCUAUCAACCAACCAAGAAAGCAACAAUUAUACAAAUUCUGAGAAGGCUGAGAAAGGUGAACAUUCUGCCAUUUUUCAAGACUUAAUGGACCGUAUUAAUGAAAAGUUAAAAUCAAUAGACACUACAGAUAUAGCAACAAAUCUUGUAAAGCUUUCUAGCAGUGACAGGGCACCAGAAAAUGAUGUCAAAUUAGGAGACUUCAUAACCUCUCUUUUGCAUAGUGCUAAACCAAGUGAUUACAGCUUUAUGGAAUUACUACAUCAACAUGAUAAGCAAAUGGAAAAUAAAAUUAUCCAAACAAGAUUUCGCAAGCGUCAGGAAACUUUAUUUGCAAUGUAUAAUUCUCCUGAUUCACCAUUCAUUCGACGACAGUCUUUGCAAAUCAAGAGGGAGCUUGCAAGCCUCGAUGAAACUCUUAGCAGCUCCAGCUUUCUAGUUCUUUCAGAAAACAGUGCUAUUGCAGCCAGCCAGGCGAAACUCACAAAAACACGAGGAGGUUGUGUAGCCUUAGGAGAGACUGAUCAGAUUCCACUAAAAGGUGAGAGUAAUGAAAUCUUAGGCAGAACUAAACGUAAUGUUGUGCCUCCUCGAUGGUACUCUGUGUAUGUAACAAACAAUAUUGUGUUCAGAAAGUCAUCCAAUGCAAAAAAGGCUUUAGAAAGCUCGGAGAAAAUGAAAAUAAAUCAAGAUUUUCAUGCUGAAAGAUGCAGUGACAUAAAUAUAAGCAAAAUUGUGAGAGACACAAAUCUGCAAGUUGUUGUAGAGCGUUUAGAAGAUACAAUAAACUUAGCCAGAAAGACUAACAACUCAUUGCUGGAUAGUUACAAAAUAAGCCAAAAAUUAAAAGAUAAUGCUUAUGAACAGGUUAUGAACCCAGCUGCUGGAAGAGGCUUACCUUUCACUCUGAGUGAAACGGGAUGCAUAGGACAAAGCUUCUUUCCACAUUCACGCGUGCCAAGCAGCAGUAAAACCAAAACUGUGUGUGUGACAACAACCCAACAAGAAAUGGUUAUAGAUCAAGAAAUUAAUGACGGCCUUUUGAAAUCUCUGACCUUUGAUUCAUUCAGUUCAAAUUCCAGUAAUGGGGACUUGCAUACAGCUUCUGAAGUUGGGGAGAUCUCAUCUCCGUUAAGCUACUCUAGUCCUGUUAAGCUUAUGUUUGUCUCGGAGGUUAAUAGUAGUGAAGGAGUCAAAUAUACUUUGACAUCUGCAGUUGCAUCUGCUAAAGGAAGCACAGACAUUUGUUUCUUUCAGGGGCAUGCAAACGCUUUGUUAGACGAACAGUCCACAGGAGAUCUUUCUCAUGCAAUCUGUGUCAAGGAUCGUGAUUACAAUGAAAAAUAUACCAAGGAGGAGUCAAGUUGUGUUUAUGCGGAAGCAAUUGCGAGCUCUUGUCCAGUUGGUCAAACUAACUUAAAUGACUUGAAACAAAAUGAAGGAGUUGUGGAGAAAUCAAGCAGUAGCAGUGAAUCAGUUUUAAAAAGAAAACCUGGUAGGCCAAAGAAAAUAGGUCCUCAAGUUGUUAAACAGGUUAAAAGACCUAUUGGACGACCUCCAAAACCAAAAAUGGACAUGGCUGAAAGCUCAGAACAUAGACCUGAACUUAGCAGUGAUGGUGAAAGUACCAAGUCUGAUGCAGCAGUAAUGCAAGAAGUUAACAGCAACAAAAACAUUAUUGUGACGGUUGUUUUUGGAAGGUCAAGAAGAACUAAGAGACAUGUUUCUGAAGGUAACCUGAAUCUAAUCAGCAUUCUGCCCACACAACGCAUUGAUUCUAAUUUUGCCAAUGACCACAGCAAAGCGAGCCACAAUGCAGAAACUGAAAAUGCUUUCACUGAAAUAGUAAAAGCCUUACAGCAUUCUUCUACUGAAAACGAGGUCUCUGGUUAUGACUAUGUCAGACCUAUCAAGAGUAACCUAGCAUCACCGCAUCCUUGCAGCAAUAUUAUACAGCCAGUUAAGAAACCGAUAACCACCAUUCGAAAACCUGCAUCUUCUAGUGCAUUUACAUGUAGAAGUGCCUUACUACAUAAAUCUUACAAACACCAUUUGAAAAAAGCUAAGGAUCGAAAGGAAAAACGUAGGCAAUCAGUUCAGAGCACGACAUCCAAAGAUACCUCAGAACUGAGAAAUUCAGGAAAUGCGAAAAAAGAUCUUAAGGAUGGUGAAUUCGGGCCCAUUAAUGAAGUAUCGUCAGAUCCCAUUUUUUCAACGAGUCCGUCUCUCAGGUGGUGGGCUACUUCCACCUCAAGUGACACUUUGUUGGAAGAACUAAAUAAUAGAUUUGAACAGAUGACUAAUACCUGGUUGCGAGUGGGGGGACAUGAGUUUGAUAAAUGUGUAUGUGAAAACAGGGAUCCCGUUGAACAAGACUGUAAUGCUGAAAUGUCAGACCCUUUAGACUCCUGCCUUGUAGAGCUUGAAACAUCACCUAUAAAAAUGCUUUUUCAGAAGAAGUGUAACAUGAAUGAACUCUGCACCUGGUUUAUGCAAACUACAGAAACCCAGUCUCUCUCUCUAGUGAGAAAAGCAAAUGCUCGCAAUCCUUUAGAAGUAGUUAGUACUAGAGAGAUAAAGAUGGAAACUAAACAAUCUGAUCUUAGUACUUGCCCUUUCAGAAAGCACUUUAAAAAGUUUGCACUAUCUUCUCCUUCAAAACCAGCAGGGAAAUUGCAAAUAUUACAUAACAUGGUGAGGUCUCCAGUCUUGAGCAUGAGAAGUAAUUUGGCGUUAGCCAGAUUAAAAAGAAAUGAAUUUAAGAAGUUACAGCGUGAUAGGUGGGGGCAGGCGAAAAAGCUCUAUAAUCAGGCUCCUGGAGGCUGGAAAUCAAAAAAGAAAAAUUUGCAGUUCUUUUGCCAAAGCCAGUUGUUUAAAAGUACAAGUGGGGAAACCAGUGAUGAAAUGCCCAAGCUCCAGGAAAUAAAAACAGUAGAAAUCCAGCCCGUGCAGGCUUUGGUAGAAUCUCAGAGUAGCCUCUUGCCAACUGAAAAUGAAGCCAGAGAUGCAUUUGUUCAACAGAUGAUGGGAUCUUCUGACUUUAACCCACAUCCUGGUUUAGCAAAUAUAUUUAAGUCGCAUGCAGAGACAAAUGGAAAAAUUUGCUGCCAACAAAAUGUUAGAGAAAAACAAAGCCAAGAUAAACUGUUUCAAAACACUUGGAAAGCCAAAACCUUUAAAGAUUGUAGGAUAUUUCUGAGAAAAAUCAACCAUAUUGAGCAGCACAAUUCAUUUAAGUUAAAUAAUGUCCUUUAUUCUCCUGAAGCUGUUGAAACUGAAAGCAGUCAGGCCUAUAUGGAAGAAAAAAGACAUCCUCUUUUGAGGUCCCAUUCUACUAAGCAAAACGCAUUACAGAGACAAGAAAAUGAAACGGAAACAUCUAAAGGAUCUAAUUCUUCUAAAGUGACUGAAAGGCUGGAUGACCAGUUUCACAGCAGAAAAUUAAGUAGUGGUGUAAACCAUGAUGAUAGUCCUGCUGGUAGUUCUGAAGUUCUUAUCAGAAUAAACAAAAGAAAAAGUCCACAAUGGGAGACCACUGAUACAAAUGUAAGAAAAAGGCAUAAGAGACAAUCAUGCAGUAGUGGACAAAUGGCAACUUAUUACCCAAAGUACCAAGUAGUUUUGGAUCUUUAG
This is a messenger RNA of Opisthocomus hoazin, 4452 nucleotides long. Lineage: Eukaryota; Metazoa; Chordata; Aves; Opisthocomiformes; Opisthocomidae. The record is from RefSeq and is a predicted model, not a curated record.